UGUGAAAACAAGAUUAUCAACAUUAUCAAACAAUCUUCUGUAACACAUGAGGUACACUUGUGUGUCUUUAAUCUGUCUGAGGUUUCUAAAGAUCUGACCACAGGUUUGAGGAAGUCUUGAGUCUUUAACACACUCUGUGUCUUUAAGCGUCUGACAUCAUUCAGUCAGUAUGGAGCUCAGUCCACUUCCUCUUCUGCUCUUGCUGAUCUCAAAAAUCUUCUCUCAACAUACUGAAGAAAAACCAAAAGCCACAUUGAGCAUCAAACCUGCUCAACAUGUGUUCAGAGGAGAGACAGUCACUCUCAGAUGUGAUGUAUAUAGUGAAGGAGUCUCUAGCUGGGAGUACAGAUGGUAUAAAGAAGGUUCAGGCCAUGUUUUCAGUGAACUACAGGAAGUCACAUUCAGUUCUGUUACUGAGUCUGACGCAGGUGAAUACUCCUGUUAUGUAGUAGAGAGAGACAGAUCACGCAUCUCACCCCUCAGUGACGAUGUUACACUGACAGUAUCAGUUCCCAGAGCAGUGUUAAGUGUUUCUCCACAGAAGUGGUUGACUGAAGGAGAUUCAGUGACUCUGAUCUGUCAGGUUAAUGGUUCCUCUACAGACUGGACAUUCAGCUGGUUCACUGAAACUCUCUCAUCAGACAACAGAAAGCAUUUAAAGCGUCUCUCAGACAGCAGCAGAGGAGCUGGAGGACACUACACUGUCAGUUCUGCUGAUCUAAAACACACAGGAGUGUAUGUGUGUUCAGCAGAGAGAGGAAAACCAGCCUAUCACUCAACCAUCAGCAACAAACAGCUACUGUGUGUCACUGGUGUUUCUCCUCCAGUCUCUCUGAUCGUCAGUCCCAGCAGAACUCAACACUUCACAUCUGUCUCUCUCUCUCUGAGCUGUGAGGAGCAGAGUAACUCUGGUGGGUGGAGAAUGAGAAGAUACACAGACAGAUGGGGGCUGGAAGAUUGUUCAUCAUCUCUGUGGGGAUCACAAGCAGGAUCUACAUGUACAAUCAGAUCCACCAGCACAGGUGACGCUGGAGUGUACUGGUGUGAGUCUGAAUCUGGAGAGAAAACUCAUCCUGUUAAUAUCACUGUACACCUUGUUGUGAUUCUGGAGAGUCCUGUUCAUCCUGUGACUGAAGGAGAGACUCUGACUCUACUCUGUUUAGAUAAAUACUCAACUCCAAACCUCAGAGCUGAUUUCUAUAAAGAUGGGACACUCAUCCAGAAUAAUAUUACAGAGAUGAUCAUCUCUACUGUCUCAAAGUCAGACGAGGGUUUCUACUCCUGCAAACACAGAGAGAGAGGAGAGUCACCCGAGAGCUGGAUCUCAGUCACAGCUUCCUCCAGAACAUCAGGAUCUGAUCUCAAUCCUGUGAUAGUUGGAGUGACUGCUGGACUCACAGUUUUGAUCAUUGUCGUCUUGGUCCUGCUGUGGUGCUACAGAAACAACAAAGUUUCUGUUUGUCUAGGUGGAAGAUCUCAGUCUCUCUCUCGUGUCGGUCAACAGAAGAACAGCAGUCAGACAUCAGAGAAGAACCAGAGUGAAGACGUAUAUACAGCACUCACGUCUGGAACUGCUCAUAUUUAUGACUCUCUUGAUGCCACAAGAAAUAAAGACAUAAGCACAGACAUUGUAAGUGGACGUACUGUAAGAAAGAAUUAUCAGGACAUUGAAGAUCUCAAUGAAGAUGAUUAUUACAACACAGCAAAGACAAAGUACAUGUGACCUUGGGUUAGACCUUGGGUCUAAAUGAACCACUAACAUCCUAAGCUCAAAUAUUUUACACAGUUAUAGUUUACUGUCCUUAAUAUAAAUGAAGUUGCUCCUGUUGUAACAGCUGUGCUCUGUAUGUUAAUGACGUUCUGACUCCUAAUAGUCUGAGAUGGUUCUCGGUGUCCCACACCCGCUCCCAUUAUACAACUGGUCACCAUUUACUCAGGAUGUGAUCAUCUCAAAUGAUCUAGAAACAACAUAAUGAUUGACUGUCUUUCUACAAUGAGCCCUUUUGGGAAAUGAGCAGGAUUGAACAUCUAUUGUGGAGUAGAAUCUGGGUCAGGGCAGACUAUAGUUUCUUCCAGUCCCAUCACAGCAUCACACUCACUCCUGUUACCAGUGUUGGGGAAGCUACUUGGAAAAUGUAGUGAGCUAAGCUACCAGUUACUCUACAGUAAAUGAAGCUUCACUACACUGAAGCUACCCCCCUGGGAAAUGUAGCAAGCUAAGCUACAUCAACAGUAGCUUGCUACAUCUAAGCUACUUUUAAAAUUACAUUUUUUAUGUUGAACACGUUUUAUUACAAGUUAAUGCUAUCUCAGUGCUCAAAAUUGUCAGUCAAACAGAUAGGCAGGUGUAAUUGUUUAGUUUAAUUGUUUUUUUGUGUUCCUUAUCAAUUUGGCAACAAAAACAAUCAAAAUACAUGUAAUUAACAAUGUGCGCACAAGUAAGUGUAUGCAGCUGUUACAUGGGCAUGCUUAAUAUACUGUAGGACUUUGCAGAACAAAAUGCAAGACCUCCAAACAGUACAAAAAAAUUGGCCAGGCUGGACCCUGAUAAUUUUUACAAGCAGCAUCUGAAAACAUAUUUUCUCUCUGUUAUCUCGGUCAGUGUCAUGUACUUGUUGAGGUACGGCCACGGCAACUCACUCCUCGGGAUUAACUGUUCUCCGACCUCAUCCUAUGCCAUCAUUUCAUCAAAUAAUUUUUUGCGUAACUGGCCAAGGAGUGGUACCAUCCGGAGCAGAAGAUGGCGGUAAUGCAUCAUAAAGAUGGUUGGUUGCUAUCCAGCGUAAACACGAACAAGAUGAAGUAGCGCCGUCGCGUCACUACUGAUCCAGGAUCAGCGAUCUUAGCCGUUGUAUUUCCCGAUUUGAGUUUGAACUUCAUAAAUGCUUGCGAAAAUGUAGCUUGUGUGGAAGCUACCGCACUACUUGGAAAAAAAAGAGCUUCGCUACUAAAAAGCUAUUUGAUUCAGAAAGCAGCGAAGCUACGACCAAGCUACUGAGAAAUGUAGUUAAACUAGUAGCUUCGCUGCUUGUAGCGACGCUACUGCCCAACACUGCCUGUCACACAGAUUACACAUCCCUUCAUCCCUAGGCAAAAGGAAAUACACACAUUUACUUGGGAUUGGGAGUGGAGUAACUGAGAACUAUAAAAGCAAAUGGGAUUAUCUAAAUGUACUAAACAUUAUGAGAGUUCAAACAUAGCCAAAAGUCAAAAGUGUAAAAACAUUGGCAUUGUGUUUGUGUGUGUGUGUGUGUGUAUGUGUUGUUUUCUUUAUGUGUGUUCUUUCACUUUUAUCAGUGUGUACAUCCUUUAUCCACAUAUGUGCAUUCAGCAGACAAUGUCCUGCAUUGGAGGAUUCUGAAUAUUCUGAAUGGUGUAUUAUUCAUUGGAAUUGUGUUGUUGAGGAAAUUAUGCAAUUGUCCUAUUGCACGUUUGCCUAUUUCUUUAUAUGUAAUACUUUUGUAUUGCAUCUGCAUAUAUUGUAAGUAUUUUGAUUUGUAAAGUGGUUUAUUAAGAAGAACACCACACGUUAUAUUAUAAUUAUUUAAAAAUAUUAAUUGAGCAAAUAUUUAUAGCAUAUAAUAGCAAAAUUAUAGCUAUAAAUGAAACAUUAGUAAGAGCUUUGCUAAAGAAAAAUGUUGAAAAGUGAUGUUACCGUAGAAUGCUGUGUUGCAGACUCAGAACAGCAGGCAUCAAAUAAAAAAAAGAGUAGAAAUAUGAAAAUUGAAAAUUGAAGGCUUCUUAAAGGGAGCUUCUGAGGGUAUUUACAGACCUCAUGACAUCACAAGACACUGAAAUCCACCUGCUGUCUACAAGGGACUGAAGUGAAAUGAGGAAACCAGAUGUGGAACAGUUUCUCCGGUGCUAGCGGCCUUGACAUUGAUGCCUCUAAACAAACGAGCUGACAAAUUAUAGGUCUUUGUUUUUAUAUAUAUGUGUGUGUGUGUGUGUGUGUGUGUUUAUACUGUAUAUAUAUUUGUAUUUUUGUAUUUAUAAAAUAAACUUAUG
Messenger RNA from Carassius gibelio (silver crucian carp), 4008 nucleotides. Its product is annotated as Fc receptor-like protein 5. The record is from RefSeq and is a predicted model, not a curated record. The coding region runs from base 170 to 1723 and encodes 517 amino acids. Lineage: Eukaryota; Metazoa; Chordata; Actinopteri; Cypriniformes; Cyprinidae. The transcript has 11 exons. Gene Ontology annotation, biological process: cell surface receptor signaling pathway. Gene Ontology annotation, molecular function: transmembrane signaling receptor activity.